Molecule: messenger RNA, 2163 nt
Organism: Salarias fasciatus (jewelled blenny)
Lineage: Eukaryota; Metazoa; Chordata; Actinopteri; Blenniiformes; Blenniidae
Product: E3 ubiquitin-protein ligase TRIM21-like
Exons: 12
Coding region: 4-1632 (542 amino acids)
Molecular function (GO): protein binding
Source: RefSeq, a predicted model, not a curated record
GCCAUGAGCCUUCAGACCUGCCACUGCGGUUGGUCUAAAGUCACCACCUACCACGGCCUGAGAACUCACCAGGGCAUAAAGGGAUGCACCCCUAAAGGAAUGAGCAUCCCUCAGUCUGCUCACAGGAAAUUACCUCAAAUCUCCAGUCCGGCUCCUCCAAUCAGAACACAGGAUCCUUUCUUCAACAUAUUUGGAAUCGGGCUGACGACUCAGAGCAUGACCAGAGUUUUAUCGGGGGUCCAGCUCGAACAGGGUUACUUCAACGGAUUCCAGACUGAACCCCCUCAUCAGAGCUACACACCACUAACUGCUGUCCGGGAGGAGAAUGUGAUUCUGUUUCCAAACCUCCUCAACCAGACCAAUCAUCCUCCAGUGGCACAGCCUGCAGCACCAUUGUUUCAGCGGAAUUCUUCACAAAUGAGAACAAACUGGGACCGAGCUCCACGAACAUCUCUCUUUUCGCCGGCGUUACCCACAGUCACCGCUCCAGUGAACCUUGGAUCUCCACAGCCCACAGUGCAGGACAGAAGUGUAUUGUUUUUUGCGACUCCCCAGCAUUUACGUGGAACCACAGAUGAAUCGGACAGAUGCCGUCGAGCCCUGGACUUCUCCACUGAGGACCAGCAGGCAAAGCAAGAAAGGAUGAAAGCUGAUUUACAGCAAAAGAUUCACGUCAGGCAGCAAAGGAAGGAGGAAGUCAGAUCGUCAGCAGCAGAUUGCUGGGGCUGUCUGGAUGCUGAAUGGCUGCAAAUCAACAGCGUCUUCUCAAGUGUGAUGAAACUUGUUGAGGAAGCUCGUCAGAAAGCUCUUCGGCCUCUGGAGGACAGGAAAAGGGAAGUGGGAAGAGAAGCUGAAAGAAUUGUUCAGAAAAUCCAAAGAGAAAUUGAGACAUUUGAAAAGGCCAUUGGAGAGUUGAACAACAACCAGGUUUCCUCUGUAAGAAGCCUGAAUGAAUCUGUGGAUAAUGAAGAGACCGGCGUGGAUACUUCACUCUCCCUUGGUACUCUGAGAGCCGCGACUUCUACCAUGAUGAAUCAGAUUGAGCAGGAGCUGGAAAAGCUCACUUCAGUUGAGCUGAAGAGGGUUCCAACAUUUGCAAUGGAUGUGAAGCUGGAUCCGGCCACUGCUCAUCGGAGCCUCGUCGUUUCUCCUGAUGGGAAGAAAGUGAAAGACGGUGGAACAAACUCCGGAGUUCCCGACACUGCUGAGAGGUUCGACUUGUUUGGCAGCAUCCUGGGGCUCAACGGCCUGACCUCUGGAAGGGCUUACUGGGAGGUGGACGUCGGUUGCAAGUCCGGCUGGGAUCUUGGUGUGGCAAGACGCAGUGCCAACCGUAAAGGCAAGCUGGAGCUGAACCCCGAGGAGGGUUACUGGGUUGCUGUCCAUUUCGAAGACAAAAUGUAUGCAGCCAUGACGGCACCGCCCGUCAGAAUCAGUCCGAAGGAGAAGCCUAAGACAGUGGGGGUGUUUGUAGAUUACGAGGAAGGACUUGUGUCCUUCUACGAUGUCAAAACCCAGUCUCACAUAUACUCCUUCUCCGAGUGCUUGUUUGGCGGCGAGAUCUGUCCUUAUUUCAGUCCACACACACAAAAUGAGAAGAAUACGGAUCCUCUGUUUAUCUGUGCUGUGUAGCUGAUGAAGAGGUUAAAAAGUAGAACUCUGGAGUCAAAAAACAGAUGUUUUAAAGCGUUUGACCUGCUUCAGAUGAUGGAUGAUUUUCUCAAGAUGUGCAAUGUAAAUACUCGGUUUUAUCAAAGAAAAAAACAAUAGUACCUUUAAAACACUAUAUGUGCAAUCAUUUUCUGUAAAAUUAAAAAAAGACGAUUGAUUUUAUUGCAGAUGAGACUUUCUAUUGAACCGAAAAACUGGGUGUGAUCUUAAAUAAUUUUACAGUUUGCACAGGGCAGUGCGCAGACAGGCAAGGCAUGUUCAAAAGGACGAACCACAAUAAAAACUACAGAAUGGAGGAAUCUUUGUAUCGUAUUUUACACACUGCUUCUCCAGAGACAAGCACACACUUUAUCUUCAUAGUCACGCUCAGGUCAUGUAUUUGAUGUGUAGUUUUUUAUUUUAGACCUGCAAUCUGUCAGCUUUCUCUGGUGAGCUGGCAAACCGGAGGGAAGUUGAUGUUCGUGAAUGACUGAUGUUUUUUUUUGUUUUUUU